AUGCACAGAACUUACUCGUUGAGAAACUCGCGGGCGCCCACUGCGGCGCAGAUCCAAAGCCCAGCGCCUCCUCCUUCGUCGACGAAAAACCGGUUUUUCGGGAAAGGCGGUUUGGCCAACUCGCUACGCAAAAACACCGCUGGUGCUUUCGGACCUGAGUUGUCGCGCAAGUUGUCGCAACUGGUCAAAAUCGAGAAAAACGUGCUGCGCUCGAUCGAGGUCGCUGCGAACGAAAGACGUGACGCCGCCCGCCAACUCUCGGUGUGGGGGCUGGAAAACGACGACGACGUGUCCGACAUCACCGACAAGCUGGGUGUGCUCAUCUACGAGAUGAGUGAGCUGGACGACCAGUUCAUCGACCGUUACGACCAGUACCGUCUCACCGUCAAGUCUAUCCGCGACAUCGAGGGCUCUGUCCAGCCUUCGCGCGACCGCAAGGCCAAGAUCACCGACAAAAUCGCCUACCUCAAGUACAAGGACCCAGCUUCCACCAAGAUCGAGAUUCUUGAGCAGGAGCUUGUGCGCGCCGAAGCCGAGUCUUUGGUCGCCGAAGCCCAGCUUUCAAACAUCACGCGUUCCAAGCUGCGUGCCGCCUUCAACUACCAGUUCGACUCCGUUGUCGAGCAUUCUGAGAAGCUCGCCCUCAUUGCCGGAUACGGUAAGGCCCUAUUGGAGCUAUUGGACGACUCUCCAGUGACUCCAGGUGAAACCCGUCCUGCCUACGAUGGUUACGAGGCUUCCAAGCAAAUUAUCAUUGACGCCGAGACCGCUCUUAACGAGUGGACUUUGGACUCUGCCCAAGUCAAGCCUAGCUUGUCUUUGAGACACGCCGACUACGACUACGAAGAUGAAGAAGAAGAAGAGCACGACGUUGAAGAGCCACAUCACACUGGUGAGCAACAAUGGGUUGACGAUGAACCUGUUCAUGCCACUGCUUAA
Lachancea nothofagi CBS 11611 is the source of this 939-nucleotide messenger RNA. The record is from the annotation of a GenBank genome assembly. Lineage: Eukaryota; Fungi; Ascomycota; Saccharomycetes; Saccharomycetales; Saccharomycetaceae.